AAAAGUGAAACCAAACCUACACUAAAUCAAUAUUUCCAUUUUAAUUUUCUCUCUUUCUCUCUCAAAAACCCAACAGUACACAUCACAUACUCUUGUGCAUUAGAAUUAAAUUGAGAGUUGAAUUGAAUUAAUUAAUCUCCUCACCAAACUCUAAGAUUGAGAGAGGAAAAUCUGUUCCCGUUCCCUAACUGAUUCUUAAUAACCCAACUCAACCCACUCCACACACUAUUUUUGCUUUCUGUUAUUUGGAUUCUGAGAAUAAAAAUAAUUAAUGAUAAGAAAGAAGGUGAAGCAUAAGCAAAAGCAUCAGCAUCAGCAUCUGCAGCAAAAGUAAAAGCAAAAGGAGGAACUUCUCUUUCUCUUUUCAGUUUUCUCUCUCUUUCUUUCACCGUUUUUGUUUGUUUUUUUCACUUUGUUGAAAAUCUAAAGAAGUAAAGCGUUGCUUAACAUCACCUUCGACACUUCUCUUUCUAACGUUGUUGUUGUUGUCUCCUCCAAGAAACCAAACAUUCACUUUUGACCACAAAACAAGACAAUCACUGAAACCGCACUGUUUUUUUCUCUUCUUCCUCAUAUGCUUCUGCUUCUUCAAGGUUUCUAAAUAAUGACUGAUUCUUCUAAGUUGCGUUUGGUUCGUUGCCCCAAAUGUGAAAAUCUACUUCCUGAGCUCGCUGAUUACUCUGUUUAUCAAUGUGGUGGCUGUGGUGCUGUUCUUCGAGCAAAACACAAAGGUUAUGUGAGUGGUAGUUUAUCAGAUGAGGGUAAAGUUGUUGGAGAAGGUUCUGGAAAAUUAGAGAAAGGGUUAGUUGAUUUUAGUGAUACUUCAAAUGUUGAAUCCAAAAGUGGUCCCUCUAGGUGUGAUAAUGAAAGGGGUUCAGAUAAAACAAACGAGAUAAUUCCAAAUCAAUCUGAUGAGAAAGGGUUUUUUGAAAACGACAUUGAUGUCAACAGAAACAACGAUGAUGAAGUGGAUAAAGCAAUGGAAAGACAACAGGAGGAACCUAAGGCUCAAAUUGAUCAAGAAAAUGGGUCUAAAUUCUCUGGUAGAGUUUCUAAUUUGCAAAAUGGAGAGAAAACUUAUAUGGAGGGUUUUCGGAGAAAGCAACGAGUUGAUAUGGAAAGUGUGAGAUUUCCUAGUUCUAAUUAUCCCGAUGAAGGACCUUCAAAUGGUUAUUCUGGUUUUUCAAAUAGCUAUAAGGAAUUAUGGAGGAACGAUAAAGAAAGAGAUGGUGCAAAUAGGGUUCAGCACCUUGAGCAAGAUCGAGCCGAGCUUCUAAGGAAGCUGGAUGAGUUAAAACACCAGCUCAGUAAGUCUUCUGAAGUGGUCAACAACCCGAAAGAAAAGUUUCUUCCUGAUGAAAGGAUGAUUCCUCCUGAUCCUCAUCCGUUCGGUGGCUCGGAUCCCUGGUUUCCCAAUGGACCGUCAGGAUUAAACAGGACUUCGAGGCAAUUUUAUGGACCAGAUAAACAUAUGGCAGGUCCACCUCAUGUCAAUUUUCAUCAUGAUCCGUAUCCUUAUAUCGGCGGUCAUGAAACGGCUAUGCCCAAUUUUCAUCCUUCAAUGCAAAAUCCAAACCAAUAUGGGGAUCCUUUUGCAUCCCAAUUGUUGAGGAGAGGUCCACAUCAGUUCUCACAGCAACCAUUGCAUCCGUACUUUCCUGGACGUUAUGUUGAUCCUAAUCCAGAUUCAUAUGAACUGUAUGCGCAUAAUAAUAAUGCAAUGCUUCACCAGCCUUCUUGCUCUUGUUUCCAUUGCUAUGACAACAAAAGAAGAGGCUCAGUGCCGAUGCCGCCUCCUUCAUUCCCAAAUGAUCCUUCUAUGUUAUAUCAUCAUGAGAUCCCAGGGGGAUAUGGUUCACAUGUUCAUAAUUCUAAAGCUUCCAUUCCUCCUGCACGUCUUCGUGAAAAUCAAUUACAUACAAGAUGGCCUAGUGACUUCAACUCUGAGAUGGGUGGUUUUACUCGAAACCGUCAUCGGAAGGUAAUGGUAGCUAGUAGUAGCAGGCGUUGCCAUCCUGUAGCUGGUGGGUCACCUUUCAUCACAUGCAAUAAUUGCUUCGAGUUACUGCAACUGCCUAAAAAGGCACUUGUUCUUGCGAGAAAUCAUCAGCAGAAAGUGCGAUGUGGAGCCUGUUCUUCAGAAAUCAGUGUUUCACUCAUCAAUAAGAAGCUGGUUAUAUCUCAUUCAGAAAUGAAGGGAGCUCCCUCAAGGGUUGAUGAUAGCUCUAAUGAGGUUCUGAGUAGCCGGGUAUCACAUACCCGUGGUCUUGCAAACAGGAACGGUGCCAACUUCUCAUCUGAUGAUUAUUCUGGAUAUGAUUUUCUCUCGGUAGAUAAAGAACCACUUUCAGCGGUUGCUUUGAACUCUAACAAGUCGCAGGAGAUGCAGAGUUUUCAUUCUUCAUCUCCUAGUACCUCCGAAGAUGAAAAUAGUUCAGAAGCGAUGAUUGCUCCAAGGGAGGCCUUGAAGUCCAUUCAUCGGCCAACGACAGAUUCUCUAUCUCCUCCUUCGGGUUCAUCACCUCUACAAGAGUAUGUUGAUCACUCUAAUAGUAAUCGCGCUGUAAAUCGGUUUGGAAAAGGCAACCGAAGUAGUCGAUCAGAGCAGGAGAAGGCAAAAUUGGAAAAGAUUGCAUCGCGUCAAAAUUCUUUGAAAGAAACAGCGGUUGCAACAGAGAUGGAUGUCCAUGAUUAUUCUAACACUGGAGUCUCCCAGGAUUCCAGAGAUGCUAGCCGAGAACAUGAUCAUCCUAGAUCUAAUAAAGGGGGUGAGUCAUUCUUUGCAAACAUAAUAAAAAAAAGCUUCCGAGAUUUCUCUCGAUCUAAUCAAAAUGAUGAUUGUGGCAAGAUUAAUGUUACUGUGAACGGGAAGCCAUUGUCAGAUCGUGUGGUUAAGAAGACUGAAAAACUUGCCGGACCAAUCCAGCCUGGAAAUUAUUGGUAUGAUUUUCGGGCAGGAUUCUGGGGUGUCAUUGGCGGGCCUUGUCUUGGAAUAAUUCCUCCAUUUAUAGAGGAGUUCAAUCAUUGCUUGCCAGAGAAAUGUUCUGGUGGGAAUACUGGUGUAUUUGUAAAUGGUAGGGAACUUCACCAAAAAGAUUUAGAUUUGCUUUCUGGAAGAGGACUUCCCCCUGAUAGAGAUAGAUCUUACAUAAUUGAAAUUUCUGGGAGAGUCCUUGAUGAAGACACAGGAGAAGAGCUGGACUGCCUUGGCAAACUUGCACCAACAGUGGAGAAAGUGAAGCAUGGAUUCGGUAUGAAACCACCUCGAGCAGCUCAAUAAUCAAAACAUAGGGAUAAAUAUUCUUUCACAGGUUUGAGAAGGUGAAUGUUGUUCCAUCUUUCUGAAGAUUUGGAAACAUUAUCUGAUCAUAGCUUAAGCUUGAAUUUAGAUGACAUAUGUAAUGUGUAAAUUUUUAAUUUUUGUGUUUAAAAAAACCGCAUUAGAAGUUUUGUGCUUGAUAUCAGGUAGUUUUAGGAAAAUUUAAGUGGUAUCGCAAGUCAUGAAUCCAGUGUAGAAUUUGAUUUGUAAAAAUUAGCAAUUUAUUCCUUGAUCAGCUUGUAAUAGUUGUGUAUUUGCAAGUGAAUUUGGGAAAUAGAUCUUAACAUGAUAUAUGGAACAAGAUUACCGUUGAUUAUUCUA
Messenger RNA from Medicago truncatula (barrel medic), 3640 nucleotides. RefSeq names its product protein ENHANCED DISEASE RESISTANCE 4. The transcript is spliced from 5 exons. The record is from RefSeq and is a predicted model, not a curated record. Gene Ontology annotation, biological process: regulation of defense response to fungus. Bases 605 to 3280 code for a protein of 891 amino acids. NCBI's taxonomy places the organism in Eukaryota, Viridiplantae, Streptophyta, Magnoliopsida, Fabales, Fabaceae.